Molecule: messenger RNA, 739 nt
Organism: Trichoderma asperellum CBS 433.97
Lineage: Eukaryota; Fungi; Ascomycota; Sordariomycetes; Hypocreales; Hypocreaceae
Source: RefSeq, a predicted model, not a curated record
GCCACAGCCGCAAGGAGCGCACGCUGUGUCGAUCCGGCUCGUAUUGAUGACGCAGUGUGCCGGCCUUGUGAUGCAGUUUGUACGAGAAAUGGGACGGUUGGCGGUUUGUCUAGAAGACGCCAAAAGAUGGGUCGGAGCACGCAGUGCAUGUACGGGUGGGAUGUAAUUGAAGCCCAAAAGGAUCGUAAUACGAGACGUCUAAUUUUUAUUCUUAUUCUUUUUUUUCCCCUAUCUCUCUCUUCUCCGAUUCCUUUGUUCUUCGAGAAUCACAUUCCUGGCAGACAGAGGUCCUUCUGGGUAUAUAUUUACGCAACCGAGGCCUUGGGCUUUUUACUGCUUGGAUGGAGUCAUGCCGGCAUAUACGAACCUCAGUGCAUUGAUGCUAGUAAAACGGCAAACAAGAAAUGCGGGCUGAACAGACCAGCAUCUAGUCAGUGCCGGGCACCCACUCGAUCUAACGCUUGUUGUAGGUCCGCUGCGGAGCAACGUCGAAUAGCUUAGCUGGCUUGCCCAUAAUUGUUUCCCAGUAGGGCAAUGGAUGUUGGUGCAACGCCGUUGCGGCCGACAUUUUGACCCAGGGGGGCCGGUCAGCUUGACAGCUCAUCCAUGUCCUUCUCUAUCAUUUAUGAGGAUUAGAGGGAUAGGGCUGGUGAGGUGUUACUGCUAAUGAGGUACACCGCGAGGCUACAUUGAAGAAUACUUUAACCGAAGAGAGGCGCCUUUCAUAAUUCAAGACCAG